Messenger RNA from Pangasianodon hypophthalmus (striped catfish), 3655 nucleotides. RefSeq names its product T-box transcription factor 3b (gene tbx3b). NCBI's taxonomy places the organism in Eukaryota, Metazoa, Chordata, Actinopteri, Siluriformes, Pangasiidae. Gene Ontology annotation, biological process: heart looping; regulation of transcription by RNA polymerase II; positive regulation of DNA-templated transcription. The transcript is spliced from 10 exons. Gene Ontology annotation, cellular component: nucleus. Gene Ontology annotation, molecular function: DNA-binding transcription factor activity, RNA polymerase II-specific; RNA polymerase II cis-regulatory region sequence-specific DNA binding. The record is from RefSeq and is a predicted model, not a curated record. The coding region runs from base 996 to 2540 and encodes 514 amino acids.
UUUACUUCCUACUUCCGGUCGAGCCCGGCUACAGUGUGGAUUGGCGAAUGUUCCAUCCAAGUACGAUCGUGAUUGGCUGGGAGUGCUGCCAUUCAAAUCAUCAGCCAAUCGCUGGCCUCCACAAGUGCUCUCGGAUACGCGUUCACACCUGGGGGGACUUUUUUUACGCAGUUUGGCAAAGCAUGGAGUUCCUGUUAUAGGAAUGGUUUUGUAAGUGAUAUUCCCUGGAGAAAAGUUUGGAUUUUACCUCAAAAAUAGUUUACAAAGAUACAAAAAUACAAAGUGAAAGAAAUUACUUUUAAAUUGAUUCAUAGAUUUUAUCCAGAUAAGUGCUCUCUCUCUCUCUCUCUCUCAAAAGAAUUAAGAAUAAUAUUAAGAAUGAUUUUUUUUUUUUUUUGGAAAAACCUGAAACCUUUAUUUUUGCAUUUAUUUUGGAAUUGUUCAAACAUUUUGUGAAUUUUUGGUGUGACAUUCUUGACGUUGGACUCCUGAUCGGAAGGUUGAGAGUUGAAAUCCCAGCACUGCCAAGCUGCCACUGCUGGGCCCCUGAGCAAGGCCCUCAACCCUCAACUGCACAGAUGAUGUUUAAGGAUUGGUGACGAUCUCCAGGAUGAAACACUCUCAGUCAUCGUGAGUGUUGUUCGAGCUGUGAACUCGCUGUGUGACUCAGUUAAAGAGACGUUCAGGGAAAGCGGUGGAGAAGCCGUACGAGGCCCAGGGGACUUGGAAAAUUCGAAACACAUCAAAUCCUGUGAGCCAAAAAAAAAAAAAAAAAAAGGGCACAUAUUGACAUUUUGGCACAGUGAAAACCUACUCUGGUAGAUUAGCAAAGGACUGCCAGACUCAGUAAAGAGGUGAUUAAAAGCUGCAUCAGUUCUCAUCGGAGUAUUUAACAUGAAUCUGGAAGAUGGACAGCCUUAUACCUGGUCUCAAUCAGGUCCUUGAGAAGCCGGACACCACAUGUCAUAUCUCUUAAAGGAACACUCCAGGUGAACAUGGCGUACCAUGCGCCGUUUUUCCCUCUGCUGGGGUGUGGGAGGCCUCUGAUGGAGCAGAUCACCGGGAGCAGCAUCAUCAUCUCCAGCCCUUCAUCUUCAUCAUCAUCUAUUCAUCAUCACCUCCAGCAUGUGGAGAAAGAAGAAGAGGAGGAGGACGAGGAGGAGGAGGAGGAGGAGGAAGAGCCGGUGGUGCACCUGGAGGGCAUGGAGCUGUGGAGGCAGUUCCACCGGAUCGGCACUGAAAUGGUCAUCACAAAGUCGGGGAGGCGGAUGUUUCCUCCGUUGCGUGUGCGCUGCAGUGGUUUGGACCGGAGAGCGAGCUACGUGCUGCUGAUGGACAUGGUGUCGUCCGACGGCUGCAGGUACAAGUUUCAUCACUCGCGCUGGACGGUGGCAGGAAAAGCCGACCCGGAGCUUCCCAAGCGUAUGUACGUUCACCCGGACAGCCCGGCCUCCGGGGAACACUGGAUGUCCCGAGUGGUGACGUUUCACAAGCUGAAACUGACCAACAACAUCUCGGACAAACACGGAUUCACCAUUUUGAACUCCAUGCAUAAAUACCAGCCGCGGCUGCACGUGGUGAGAGCUGAUGAUCUCCUCAAACUUCCCUACAGUGCGUUCAGGACCUUCGUGUUUCCUGAGACCGAGUUCAUCGCCGUCACUGCUUACCAGAACGACAAGAUAACGCAGCUGAAAAUCGAUAACAAUCCGUUCGCAAAGGGAUUCCGGGACACGGGGAACGGGAGGAGGGAGAAAAGAAAACCUGUAAUGCUGCAGUUCAAGGCCAGAGACGUGGAGCAGAAUAAAGACGGCGGAUCCUCAGACGAUUCGUCCUCUGAUCGUCCCGGCCAUUUCCUCCAAGUUCCAACUGUCGCAACGUCCUCACAGAAAGAUGUUUGCGAGAGCGACAGUGGGAGUGACGCAGAAGUGGAGAGCUCGAUCCAUCAGACCAAACUGGACUCCAGAGAAAUCUCCACCAGCAGCCACGAGCUGAAAGACACGCGGCUGGUCAGAGGCAGCGAGAAGCGUGUGUUAGACCUGAACGCUGUCCCUCUGCACGCUGGACACUUCACACGGACUCUGGACGAGUGUUUCCUUCAUCGCUGCUGCUUCGCAGGACAGCAGCUUCUCGCCGGCGUGAGAAGAACGUCACGCUUUCUGCCAAACCAAAACUGUGUAAACUUCUGGACGGCUGGUGCUCCAGCUGCUGGAGAAAGCAUCAGGGGCUACAGCUACGGCGCCAUGGAAACUUCACACCGGGGCAUUGUGGGAAAUUUCCCACUGUGCCUUCAGCAGCCUGAGACGACCUCGCAGGCUCUGAUCAUCUCUCACUGUUACCCGUAUAACUGUAUGCUGGCGGCUCCGUGGACUCAGCGAAUGGCCGCUCCUGCUGUGAGCCACCGGCCUCGCUGUGCACCGUACCCUCUCCCCCACGCCUCACACACACACCUGCUGCAGCCCAAACGCCACGCUUCAGCCCGAGCCGAGCCCGACAGCAAAGUCAGCAGGGGUCAGAGGUCACCGGCGCCACCUUCCACCUAAAAAAAACCUUACGCUGAUUUAAACAGAACUGAACAGCAAUAAAAUUUCACACCUGUGACUGAAGCGUGAAUGAAAAAUAAUGAGGUGUAGAAUAUGAGCGGAACUUGAAUCCCUCGAGAACGGCUCUUAAUCCUAAACCGCUCACCUGCAAAGAGGGAAAACAGGGUAAGACAAGCCACUUCUGAUUCAUUUAAUAUUUAUACACUUUUCCUGGACAGGACAGUUCAGUCUGAGCUGAUUGAAAUAAAUGGAUGUAGCUACAGCGCCAUUUUUGCUUUAUGCACUUUACAGAAACAUUUUGGACCAAAAGCCUGAAAAAAAUUGCAGUAAGAAAAUAAACUUCACAUGACAAAGUGGUAGAAAUGAAAAUUGAUUCAGAGUCAGAUUCAACAAUUCAGUUUUAUUUACAAAAUAAAUAAAUAAAAAAACUUAUCCAGAAUUUUAAAAAAGUAUUAGUACUAUUAUUAGUAUGUGUGUUUUGAUUGUCCAAAAUCCAGACUUAUUAGACGUAUAAAAUAUAAAGUUUAAGAAAAAUAUUAAAUAUCCAUUGGAUAUACAUUACUUAUUUUUAAAUUACAUUAGGGGAGAAAAUAAAUAUAUAUAUAUAUAUAUAUAUAUAUACACUAAAUCUAAAAAAAUAAUAAAAUAAGUACAACACAUACAAAAAGAUACACUUGAUGCAUCUUAUGAACUCAUUAUAACACUGGACUUAUAAGAAAAUAUAACAAAAAAAAUAAGAAAAAUCAUAUUUUUGGACUUAAGUGUUCUUUAUUUUAUCACAAAAUCUUAAAUUGAGCCGAAAUGACUAAAACAUUAUUAUGACUAAACAUUAUUAUGACAAUGACUAAAACAAUAAUGAAUUGUGAAUUAUUUGGAGUGGCUUGUCUUACCCUGUUCUCCUCCACACUCUGAUUGUAACUCAUCUAUAAUAAAUUCAGUCUGAAUAAAUGUAAAUGUAAAAAUAUGAUGAUUAGGCUAUUUAUUAUUUACUGUUUGGCAGAUAUGUGUGCAUGAUUAAUAUAUUGUAAGAGAAAGUGAAAGAUAUAUUAAAUGGAUUUGUUGCCAAAUAAAGUGUAUGGCUUUGUAUACAGGACUCUGUGUGCAUGAUUCUGUUA